AUGAAAUAAAAAAUAUUUGAAAUACUUUUAUCAGAACUCUUGUUGCUUGCAGUUGUAACUGGUUUGGUAAAUUACUUCUUAUAUUUAAGAGAUUAAAUAGUAAUCAAACAAUACUAGUACUCACCUGUUUGAAUGUAUUCUUAACCAUAGUAAUUGGGUUUGUCAGAAUCUACAAUCUCUUUUUGAACAGAGAGUUAACUAGGUGCUUUACUUUAUUACUCUUGUUACGUUUGAUUCUAAUCGUUAUUCAAAAUUCUGUCUCUAACACACAGUUGUUUUUGGUUCUCAUAAACCAUUUGGAAAUGCAAUAUGAAAUUAAGGUUGCUCUCCUUGUGAAUUAUGGGUUAUUAAGUAUUUUGCAUGAUGUUUAGAAUUUAAUCGACACUCCACAGAAUGUUAUAUACUAUGUCUACUGGUUCCUUGUGGUGUUGCAAAUGAAAAUUAAGUUUUGUAAUGCCAAGGAACCCAAACCUUAAACAUUCUCUAAUCCCUUGAAGCAAAUACCAGAUGCCCCUCCUACUUUUUAAGCCAAGUCUCAAGAGAUGAUUAAGCAAUAGGAUGAGCAAUCCAAAGUAUUGUCCUCAUCGGAAAUCAAGCCCUUAUAAUUGAACAGUAAUAAUCUCAAUGAGGAUGACAUUAUCAUGACAAAUAUGUACUAAUGAGUACAAAAAAAAUAAAAGGUCGUGGCUCUCAAAUCAAUCAGUGCUGAUCUACAAUGGCGAUUUAAGUAUCAUCUAUCAAACGUUUUAUUUGGGCAAAUUGCAAAAGAACAUCGGAGAUAAACUAGACUGUGAAUUGUUGUUUUUAGAUUCCGUUAUUAUUAUUGGAUGCAAGGAAAUCAAUGAAUUGCUAGGCCAGUCUGGAUACAGUGAUUCCAUCUUUAGCGAGUAUAAAUCUCUAACCUAAAAUUAGUGGCUCAUUUCUUUGCAACAAUAUUAACGAAGUCCACAAAUGUAAGAUCAAAGGCUAAUUCACUAUUAGAGAAUUGAUUACAUGUUUGUUCAAAGACUUUGAAAAGUAAUUCUAUUUUCAUUGACUUAGAUGGCGAUUCUUCACUUUAACAAUCUUUAAAGUGAAGAAUGACUUCUUAGACUUAGAUGGUAUUCAAAUCAAACUCUUCAUAACCAACAUUGAUGGACACAAAUUCAUACUCUUCAAUCUAGAAUAAGCACCUGUCUUACCCAAAACCAAUAAUUCAGAUCCUAACUCCUACCUAUAGAACAUUUACACCACCUAUUCCCAUGAAUCCAUCAAUUAUGUCAAUUGCAUAAUGACUUUUAUUCUACUGCUCACUCAUCAUAAUGAUUCUCAAAUGACUGAAGGCAGCAAUUAAACUACCAUGGUAAAACACUCAAAUAAACAUUUAGUCUUAAAGCAAAAAACAAAAAGAAGAAUAUGUUGCUAACUCUUUGUUGACUAUGAGAUAUUACACGUAGAGAUAUACAUUAUUUCUCUAUUCAAUGAGGGAUUACAUAUUCUAUUUCUAAAAUGAGUUGUUUUUUAAGAUGAAUGCAAUUAGAAUAGAAGACCUAUUAGAUGAUUUACUCUAAACCUUUGAUCCCCUUUUAAAAUUGAAGCAAAUCAAAUUAACUACAAAUAUAGAAUUAUAGGAAGGCAAUACAAUCAUUUUUAGUGAUCAAGAUAGAGUAAAUAUUCCUUUUUAAUUAAUAGAUUAAACAAAUCAUCUCAUGUUUAUUGCAUUAUUGUUUAUAAUCAUCAUCCAAAAGUUCAAUCAAAUUUGAUAUUAAGAGUUACACACUCUAAGGAAUUAUGAUCACAAUUAAAGAUACCAAAGCUGAUUUUGAUGAAACUGCUAAACAAAAGAUUAUCAAUCUAACAAAAUUAGUUAAUUAGUAAUUAAAGAGUCAAAAAUCUGUAAAUGAAUUAGACCUAUCAAAUCCAUUAGAAUUGCAAAUGUGCAUUAUACUCUGCUGGUAAUUAUCUGGAUCCUUUAAAAGAGGACUAGAGUUUCUAAUUGACAGCCAAGGGUUUUGUACAUUCACUUUUGUGAUUGAGUCUCAGAAUACCUAAAUGAGAUAUUAAAACUCAGACACUGGACCUAUAAAAGUAUUAGGCAAGAAGAAAUAUUUUGAAACAUCUUUGUCCCUUCUUUUGUAAGACAAUAUUAAUCAAGGAGGGGGAGGAGGGGAAUCACGACUCUUAUCAUUUACCUAGUUGUCUAAAUAGUUUUCAAUAAAACCUACAGAUCCUAUAGAUCUACAAAGUGCCUACUUUUCACAACUCUCAAAAAUCAGACAGGAGACUUCGAAUUCCAGGGUAUUUCCCAACAGUGGCACUAUACAUAAACAAUCUAGAGAACAAAGUGGGAGUUUUUCUGGAACUUACAAAUAAGGAAUCCAAUAGGAUAGCAUCCAAUAAAUUACAAAACUCUUGAAUAGGAAUAACUUAAGUGUUGUAGGCAAGAUUGAUUCUCCGGAUGAAUCACAAAGAACUUUCACUGCAAUUGAUUUUGGUGCAGCUGAAUAAACGAUUAAUUAAAUAUCUUUACCGGAAUUUAACCCUAAAUUACUCACUUAAGUCAUUAAAUAUCGACUUAGGAAUAAUUGUUGUUCCAAAGUUUUGAUACUGGAUAAUGACAGUUUUUAGAUUAUCGUUUUAGAGAAGGUACUAUAGAAAUAUGAUAUCAAAUGUGAUUAUGGAUUUACAGGUUCAGAGGGACUAGACAGCAUCGAAAUAAAGCGAGGUCGCCCAUGUCAUUGUGGAAAUCGCUACUACUUACUGUACUUCAUUGACAUUAACCUUCCUGUAAUUAUUUUGUGAUAGAUUUAGGGAUUGAGUGGUAUUGAAUUUGUCUAACGUAUUAAGAAAAAUAUGCAGCAAGGGAGUUUGGACAAGGGAUUUGCAAUAGCUACAGCUACAGUUGCAGGGUUGAAUUCUAAAUUGGAUUGUUUUCGCAAUGGAAUGGAUUACUUUAUAUCAAAGCCUUUUGAUUUGAUAGAGAUAAGUGCAGCUGUCUAAUAUCUUGAUUUUUGAAUAAGUUUGU
Molecule: messenger RNA, 3004 nt
Organism: Paramecium octaurelia
Lineage: Eukaryota; Ciliophora; Oligohymenophorea; Peniculida; Parameciidae
Source: the annotation of a GenBank genome assembly